AUGUUAUGGGAGUACAUUGGAGGACAUCUCAUAAUCCAGAGAGGAGGAGGAAAAGCCUUCUUGAAGAUCGUCAUCAUUCAGGAUAGGCAAGGGACAUUUACAAAUUCAUGUGACUUGGCUUUUACCCUGGAAGAGAGACAACAAUUGAAUAUUCAUGGAUUGUUGCCACCUUGCUUCAUCAGUCAGGAUAUCCAGGUUCUUAGAGUAAUUAAAAAUUUUGAGCGUCUGACCUCUGACUUUGACAGGUAUCUUCUCUUAAUGGAUCUUCAAGAUAGAAAUGAAAAACUCUUUUACAGAGUGCUAAUGUCUGACAUUGAGAAAUUCAUGCCUAUUGUCUAUACCCCCACUGUGGGUCUGGCUUGCCAGCAAUAUAGUUUAGCAUUUCGGAAGCCAAGGGGUCUCUUUAUUAGUAUCCAUGACCAAGGACAUAUUGCUUCAGUUCUUAAUGCGUGGCCAGAAGAUGUCAUCAAGGCUAUUGUGGUGACUGAUGGAGAGCGUAUUCUUGGCUUGGGAGACCUUGGCUGUAAUGGAAUGGGCAUCCCUGUGGGCAAGCUGGCACUGUAUACAGCCUGUGGAGGGAUGAAUCCUCAAGAAUGUCUGCCUGUUAUUCUGGAUGUGGGAACAGAAAAUGAGGAUUUACUUAAAGAUCCGUUGUACAUUGGGCUACGGCAGAGAAGAGUGAGAGGUCCUGAAUAUGAUGACUUUUUGGAUGAAUUCAUGGAGGCAGUUUCUUCCAAGUAUGGGAUGAAUUGCCUUAUUCAAUUUGAAGAUUUUGCCAAUAUAAAUGCAUUUCGUCUCCUGAAGAAAUAUCAAAACCAGUAUUGCACAUUCAAUGAUGAUAUUCAAGGAACAGCAUCUGUUGCAGUGGCAGGGAUCCUUGCGGCUCUUCGAAUAACCAAGAACAAACUGUCUGAUCAAACAAUACUCUUCCAAGGAGCUGGAGAGGCUGCCUUAGGGAUUGCACACCUGAUUGUUAUGGCCAUGGAAAAAGAAGGUUUACCAAAAGAGAAAGCCAUGAAAAAGAUCUGGUUGGUUGACUCAAAAGGAUUAAUAGUUAAGGGACGUGCUGCCUUAACACAAGAGAAGAAGGAAUUUGCCCAUGAACAUGAAGAAAUGAAGAACCUAGAAGCCAUUGUUCAAGAAAUAAAACCAACUGCCCUCAUAGGAGUUGCUGCGAUUGGUGGUGCAUUCUCAGAACAAAUUCUCAAGGACAUGGCUGCCUUCAAUGACCGACCUAUUAUUUUUGCAUUGAGUAAUCCAACUAGCAAAGCAGAAUGUACUGCAGAGCAGUGCUAUAAACUAACCAAGGGGCGUGCAAUUUUUGCCAGCGGCAGUCCUUUUGAUCCAGUCACUCUUCCAGAUGGACGGACCCUAUAUCCUGGCCAAGGAAACAAUUCCUAUGUGUUUCCUGGAAUCGCUCUUGGUGUUGUGGCUUGUGGACUGAGACAUAUCACAGAUGAGAUUUUUCUCACAACUGCUGAGGUUAUAGCCCAGCAAGUAUCAGAUAAACACUUGGAAGAGGGCCGGCUUUAUCCUCCUUUGGACACCAUUAGAGAUGUUUCUCUGAAAAUUGCAGCAAAGAUUGUGAAAGAUGCUUACCAAGAAAAGACAGCCACAGUUUAUCCUGAACCCCAAAACAAGGAAGCAUUUGUCCGCUCUCAGAUGUAUAGCACUGAUUAUGACCAGAUUCUACCUGAUUGUUAUUCUUGGCCUGAAGAGGCCCAGAAAAUACAGACCAAACUUGACCAGUAG
Molecule: messenger RNA, 1752 nt
Organism: Puma concolor (puma)
Lineage: Eukaryota; Metazoa; Chordata; Mammalia; Carnivora; Felidae
Source: RefSeq, a predicted model, not a curated record